Messenger RNA from Brassica rapa (field mustard), 2346 nucleotides. Its product is annotated as meiosis-specific protein ASY2-like. Lineage: Eukaryota; Viridiplantae; Streptophyta; Magnoliopsida; Brassicales; Brassicaceae. The record is from RefSeq and is a predicted model, not a curated record.
AGAGACUAUCCCUCUUUACUCAAGCUGAGCAGAAAGAGAUCAACCGAGCCAAGACAAUGAAGCAAUUGCCCGACCUUAGCCUUAUUGUGGCUGAAAAGAUAGGCGCCAAGCGAGGCGCUUCUGGGAGCAGGGUUGGCCCUUCGGGGUUGGAAGCGGUAGAGGCGACCCCAAUUGCUGCUGAGCAAACGCGUACUGGUGGCUCCUCGAAGAAAAGCAAGAAAAAGGCCGAGGAUCCGAAGGAAUCUUCUGAGCCCGGGCAAACUGGGGCAGACGGUUCCUCUAAAAAAGGGGGGAAGAAACGGAAAGCCGGAGAUUUGCCCGCCGAGGACGCUCCUAAGAAGAAAAAGAUGAAGAAGAAAGAAUUGGCUAUGCCCCGCUCAUCCUCGGUCUGCGAAGAGGAACUUCAGGCUCUAGUUCCUGAAGCUAUCCCUGAGGUUGGGACCUCGGAGGAUGAUGAGAAUGAGACUAUCGCCCUCCGCCGACGGAGACGGGAGAGUCGAGUCACCGAGGAGGUAUCCCGUGGAACCUUGGCCGGUGAUCUACCUUCUACUGAGGUUCCGAGGGGAAUAUCGACUUUGGGAGGACAGCGGGACCGCUCGAGGAAUGAGUCCCCUGCUCAUGUCACGGAGGGAUCUGAGACCCGAGUAUCCGGUCGCCCUAAGGAAACCCCGGCAGAUGAGUUCAGAUUCGAGUUUAACCGUGAGCUUCCGCUGGCUUGCUACCCGGAAGAUUGUGCUCGCCUGUUACGGUUGGUCAAAGGCGGUCCCGAUCAACUCCCUUCAGUGGGAGAUCUCAUCUUCAAAGAUGAGUAUGAGCACGCCUCUUGCUCGUCUGUAAAGAGCCACGGCGACUGGAAUGUUCUGGUCGGGAAGUAUGACACAGCCCUUAGGCGGGCCAGAGAGCAGAUCCGUGAGAGCGAAGAAGCCAAGAAGAAAGCGGAGGAGGCUCUUCGGGUGUCUUCGCGGGAAAAGGCUGAAGCCAUUGCUCGGGAGAAAUCUCUCAGGAAAGCGUUUGACGAGACGCGAACGUCUGAUGCGGCUGAACUGCAGAUGUGUAAGGAGGCGAUGAACAAUCUCGAGUUCGUGGUGGAUAAGCAGCGGAAGGAAAAGGCUGAUCUAGAGGCAAAAAUGGCUGCGGAAUUGCUAAGGCAUUCCGAGGAGAUGGACAGGCUUCGGAAAUCUCGUAAAUACGAGGUCACGCACGAGAGGGUUCGCGUGCUGAUUGCCAUGAUCGCUAAAGCCGAGAAACGCUUUCACAGGAUUUCCCUUCGUGAAGACAAAAGGGACAAAUACGACGAUGCUCGGUGUCUCUAUAGUCAAGCCUUCGGGACGAGGAAAUGUCUCGAGCAAAUCAAGGCCUCUGGUGUUGAGAUCCCGCAGGAAACCAUCGACUUCUUCAUCGGGCAAGAGAAGCACUACGAGGAAGAAGCAGAGCGUUUGGAGGUAAAGGAGAUUCCGGCGGAAGAUCUUUGCCUUUCUCCGCUAGUGUUGGAGUCUCGAUUUUUGAUCGAGGAAAUUUGGCGUCAGCUUGACCCGUUUGGGUCGAAUAUUAAUCUGAUCGAUUCGGAGGCCGCUAUUGCUCUGCGUACUCCUCUUCGUCCUGAAGAUCCGGUGGAGAAGCCCGCUCAAACUGCUGUAUCUUCCAACCAACCCACCGAUCAAGAUGCUGAUCUCGCGAAGCAGACAUCGGCGGGAGCGGUUGUUCACAAGGACGGGGCAGUGCCGACCAUUGUGCUAACAGAUUCCCCCGCUAAGGCGUCGAAGAAUGCCAGCUCAUCUGCUUCCUCGUCGGAAGACCCGGAGAAGGGUGACGAUGAUCCCGCGGGGAUGCCUAUUGCGGACGCGACUGCUCCAGCCCCAGCCAAAUUUGGUCGCAUCUCGGGUCCCGGAGAAAAAGACGGUGAUGGUGGCAAGAACCUUCCCGCUGGUGACGAAUAGGGCUAUCUGGUCGAGGACCUUCUCUUCCUGUUGUAAUUUCGCAGUUUGCUUUUUAGUAGACUUUUUCUCCUUAUGUUGUGCUUUGGUCUCGUUGAGACCUUUGAACCUUUAUGUACCGUUGGCCCAUAUGGGUCUUGUUGUUCGAUACUCGGGAUGUUUUUCCCCUUUUUUUUUUUUAAAGGCUUUUAUCAAAUGUUUGCUUUGCUUCGAAUCGUAACUCGUUUCUCGUUAAGUCGUUCCCGUUUGCCUUGUCCGUAACUAAGUUUUAACGAGUUUUAAAUGUUUGGACUUUUAACGAGUUUCCGAGGAAAAGGUAUCUGGAUGCCCCGCGGUAACCGAGAGGAAUUUGGUCGGCCAACUCAUUAUUCUUCGAUUUGCAGUAAGAUCCAGAAAUUUCGCUCGUGAGUCG